Schistocerca piceifrons (Central American locust) is the source of this 4045-nucleotide messenger RNA. RefSeq names its product IDLSRF-like peptide. The coding region runs from base 67 to 684 and encodes 205 amino acids. The transcript is spliced from 4 exons. Gene Ontology annotation, molecular function: protein binding. The record is from RefSeq and is a predicted model, not a curated record. Lineage: Eukaryota; Metazoa; Arthropoda; Insecta; Orthoptera; Acrididae.
GGCACUCGCAAGUCGACCUCCGGAGCCGCAGGCGCAGCGCAGAGCAGCCCAGCCAGCCGCAGCAGCAUGGUCCGAGCUUGUGCACAGCUGGCGCUCACCGCCGCCACCCUGGUCGCCUUCUGCGCCGCCCUACCGCAGACUGUCAUGGCCAUUGACUUGAGUCGCCUGUACGGGCACCUCAGUGCCAAAAGGAACGGAGAGGCCUGUCAUCCAUACGAGCCAUUCAAAUGUCCUGGUGGUGAAGGAAAGGGCAUCUGCAUCUCGAUCCAGUAUCUGUGCGAUGGCGCUCCAGACUGCCCUGACGGAUACGACGAGGACACACGGCUCUGCACCGCAGCAAAGCGACCACCAGUUGAAGAGACAGCAUCCUUUCUACAGUCACUUCUAGCGAGCCACGGACCAAACUACCUUGAGAAACUCUUUGGAAACAAAGCCAGAGACGCCCUGGCACCACUCGGAGGAGUCGAGAAGGUCGCUAUUGCUCUUUCAGAAUCACAGACCAUCGAGGACUUCGGGGCGGCGCUACAUCUGAUGAGAUCGGACUUGGAACACCUGCGCUCAGUCUUCAUGGCUGUGGAGAACGGCGAUCUGGGAAUGCUCAAGAGUCUUGGAAUAAAGGACUCAGAGCUGGGCGACGUAAAAUUCUUCCUGGAAAAGCUCGUCAAUACCGGAUUCUUGGACUGAAGUGACCUACCGUGUCACAACAGUGGCUCCCCACCAGUGUUUGGCGUUUCUCAACCUCACCACAAGCUAAAUUUUCCUCUAUAUACUGUUUCGAAACAUACUUAGACUCCUAUGCUUCACGUAUUAAUAGCCUGCUGUAACUCAUGAAACAUAUCUUUAAAUUAGUUGUCUAAUAUUCUCCUCUUCAGAAAAUUGUUACAAUGUGUAAUACAUAGAGUUAUAAAAGUCGUUGAAAAUUAUUUUACAAAUAGAGGUCGUAAUAAAUCACCAUGCAUGAUUAUAACAGUUUCUAUGCUUUUACCUUUUCAUAAUUAAUGUAACAUGUAGUGGAAAACAAAACUGUGUGGGACUAAGGUCAUUUCACCUUGUUAUUUACUUUAUAAUAAAGGUGUAUGCGGUCCAGUCUUAGAAUAUAUUUCUACAUUGCAAUUUUAUUGUGAAAAUGUCCCUAUUGUAUCUCGGGUUGAGAAACACUGACGUGGUGUUUUAUGCCAGAAUUUGAAGUACGCACCAUGUUGCACACAUUACUGCAAUAAUGCAUUUCGAUUACCCAAUGUAACCAGAAAUAGUACGUCAUAGAGGUCAAGAAGGUGAACAAUAAAAAAUCCAUGUCAGAAACACAUUCCGUCAUGAGAUGUUUGUUUCACACAGAUAAACACAUCCAUACCAUAUGAAAGUAUCGCCAGAACAGGAUAAAUUGCUUUUACCUCUUUGUAUUGUAAAUGUUACCAUAGUUCGGUGAUGAUUUUGGAAAACAUCCACCAGCCAGCACUACAUAUUCUAUUUGUUGUAGUUUUAUACACGUAGGAAUGAGUAAUGUGAUUAACAUGCUGAACACCACAUCUAAAAUUAUAUAACUGCGUGGUCCUUCUGCACUGAGAUACUCUACUGACAGGUCACGUAACUGAUUUCCUCUCUGGUGCGUAUUACUAAGAUUGUCAAUGAUAUUUCUCUUAUAUUGUAUCAGUCGUUUUCUUCUACACUGGAAAAGGGUGUCCUAAUGAUUUGAUACACUUAAGGAGUGACCUCUGCCAAAGUUGUCACGCUUUGUAAAUAUGGCAUAAUGGAAAUGUCUUAGUUUCCUUGUCUCCAUGAAGAUCUAUUCAAAAUAACUUAUCGUCUAGUAACGUCUAUCAAUAUAAUGUAUCAUCCUAAUCAUCCAUUGUCUGGAAGUCUACUCAAGUUCACAAUUAUAAUGAAUAUCUUUGCUGUGGCCAUUAUGUGUGUAGUCGUUCUUAGUAACUAAUGUGUAUCUAGAUGUCACGCUUAUCGUAUCAGAAAUAUGUAUUAAGUGCAUGCAUGUGGUACCUUCUAACUGUACAGUUAUAGCCUUAAUUCUUCAUGUCAUUUGAACAUAACUGUAAAGGAUGUGUAGUACAAACGUACAUGAAUCCUUCUGUGUGAGUAAAGACACAUGAAAUAGAUCACUGGAAUGUUUCUCUCUAGAGUAAUAUCUCUAGCCAUGGUAAUGUUCCCUUUGCGUAGAAUGACAAAGCUUGAACGUGAAACAAGCAUGUUCAUUUUAUUGUGUUCUGGCUGUGAUUUGUAGAACAGGAAGAACUGAAAUCGCUACCAUAAAGUAGCAUAUUUUACGUUAUGUACAAUUUGGAGAAUAUUCUCAAAACAUAAGAGAGGAACAUUGACUGCUAACCAUGUAGAGCAUGUAUCUUAACUGUAAAUUCGUGUAGAGUUACUUUUGUUUAGGAAUGUCAUGUUCAUCAAAUCUUUUGAUUUUAAGAAUUUUUCUGUAAGGACAAUACGUGUUCUGUCAGAAAAAACUGGGAAUUUGAUAUGAUAUUUCAAACUGAAAAGUGAAUGUAUCACAGUCUUUAUUUUUUACUUUGCUGUAGUUCCGCAACACAGAAAGUUUAAAGCAGUAGAUGUAACGUAGAAACUAGACACCUCACAUUUUCUUUGCUUCAUCAGCUCUACACUGUGUCUAAUAAUUUUAAUGAAAACUCGGCGAUUUACGUUACAUGUUACAUGAUUAAUUGUGAAAAUCUGAAAUUUAACCACUAUGAUACAAUUCCGCACAUUACCUCUAUUAACAGAAACUGUAUUGACUCAUGUUCGUAAUAACAUUCAAAUCGCAUUAGGAGCUAAUCCAAGAUAUCUUCUAGCAUUAGCUGUUAUCCAUUGAUCCUGUGUGCUGUUAACUACAUAGUUAACCAGCCUUGAUCUCCCACAUGAGUGAAAGAUUUGAGUGAAUAUGCGACCCAUUUUACCUUCAGGGAAAGAAAGACAGUUUCCAGUCUUUUGGAUAACCAAACUUGAUCCAUACCCAGCGUAUGUCCUUUAUGAAAUGUAUAACCAAAGGAGAGCUGCUUACUACUAACCUCAACUGGCAGUAGCCAGAUACUUAUAAUAAUGUUAUUUUGGUUUGGUAUUUGAAGGUCACUCUUACGAUAAACUGUACUGUAUCUCCAAUUAAUUAUAAAGUGACUGUAUAUAUGUGUGCUUGUUCUUCGAUGUUAUUUCUUUUCCACUUGUAAUUUAUUGAGUGUACUGGCACUAACAAUUAUAAGCCAAUGUAUGUAGAUAAAUGUAUUCUAAUUAUAACAUGACUAAUGACUAUAUUUCAAACGAACCUUAACUGAAACUUUCGUAGGAAAUGUGUGUAUCAUUCUUUAAAAGAUAAUCUAUUUAUUAACUAGCCUGCUUGUGCUGUGUUGAAUCCAUAAAUCAUCACCGUAAGGAAAUAACUUCCUUUCAGGAUUGAAUCAAGACUGGCAGAAGUAAAUAUGUCAGAAGCACUGUUUUAAUUAAUCAGAAGAUGGAAUGAACAUGAUUUUACGUAUGUAUAUUUUUGAAGUUUUUAAUUCAAAUCUAGAUAACGACCUGACACAAUCCAACAUCUAGUACAUUGCGUAAUCUGUGUACUAUCCCUCUUCUGAUUUAGAAUUUUAUUGAUGAACAACAAGGCACUAAUUAAUUUUCUAGCUCCUUACUCUGUCUUCCCCUUCCCAGCACAUACCAAACACAUCUCAGUGACGUUUUCGUAUCAUUCACAUAUGGCGUUUAUGAAUGGAAAUGCUGUUAGCAGGAUUCUACUUCGAAGGUACUUGGGUGCAUGGAGAAAUAUCAAUUUAGAUUUAAUUUAAAAUAAAACCAACAUAUAAAAUAUAUUUUUUUUGAAAAUAAAUCGUGUAAUAUGCUAAAAUUAUUCUGAACUCAUUUAUAUUUCUAAUUAUAAACAGAAUUGGGAACAACAUUAAUUCCAGUUUUCCUCCAGUGUGUUUAAAAGUGUUUGCAAGAUGAUGUCUGUUGUAAAUUUCACAUUAUGUGUAACACGAAUAUUCAGAAUUCUUAGUAACGAUUAAAUAAGGACAUUUAAGAUUUGAAAGGGAUGUUAUAAAUGAGA